AUGAGUAACCAUCCCUCCGACUACAUAGAGACGUCGCUGUCUCCAGAAGAGUCGCUUUCACGGGCCAUUGCGCGGGAAUUGGGCUCCUUCUCGGGAAAGGGCUCGUUCGCGCUGCCGGCUUCGCAAUCAACUUGGACAUUUACCCAGGGUCUGAUCAUCGGACAGGCUUCUGUGAUUGUGUUGCUUGUUAUGUUUAUUAGAUUCUUUGUGUUCAGCGAGAGCGCCCCCACCAUGCCUGGGAACUCGAAAAAAGUCAAGGUUCCUGUUUUGAACACCCCAACAGCAGCUCAGGAAAACGAGGAGUCCACAAUAGACGCAAUUUUAGAGAAAACGUAUUACGACGUGCGAAGCCAUCAGCCAGAAUCGUUGGAUUGGUUCAACGUUCUUGUGGCGCAACUUAUUUCGCAGUUCAGAAACGAGGCUCUUAAUAACAACAAUAUACACCAGUCCCUGAACGAGAUCUUCAGCUCAAGUCUGAUCCCAGACUUUUUGGACAAAAUCGUCAUCACGGAGAUCAGCAUUGGGAACGACUUCCCGAUCUUCAGCAACUGUCGCAUCAAAAAUACAGACGGCCGUCUGGAGGGUAAAAUCGACGUGGACGUUGCAGAUACGCUCACCUUGGGAGUGGAGACCAAACUGCUGAUCAACCAGCCCAAACCGCUAGCGGCCUCUCUGCCAAUCAAGCUGUCUGUGUCGAUCGUGCGGUUCUCGGGCUGUUUAACGGUCUCACUGAUCAGCAGCGCAGACGAGUCCGACGCAACAGAUAACUCCGUCGGCCUGAUGUUUUCGUUCAGUCCCGACUUCAGGCUCGAGUUCGAGAUCGAAUCGCUGAUCGGCUCGCGCACAAAGCUCGAUAACGUCCCGCGCGUGAGUUCCAUCAUUGAAAAUACGCUGCGGAACUGGUUCAUCGAGCGCUGCAUCGAGCCCCGCUUCCAGUUCAUCAAACUUCCUAGUCUGUGGCCCCGCAAAAAGACCACCAGACAAACAACCACCGCCGAUGACGAAGAAACCUUAUAG
Molecule: messenger RNA, 1017 nt
Organism: Ogataea philodendri
Lineage: Eukaryota; Fungi; Ascomycota; Pichiomycetes; Pichiales; Pichiaceae
Exons: 1
Coding region: 1-1017 (338 amino acids)
Biological process (GO): mitochondrion organization; phospholipid transport
Cellular component (GO): ERMES complex; endoplasmic reticulum
Molecular function (GO): lipid binding
Source: RefSeq, a predicted model, not a curated record